Nannizzia gypsea CBS 118893 is the source of this 774-nucleotide messenger RNA. RefSeq lists its product as hypothetical. The transcript has a single exon. Bases 1 to 774 code for a protein of 257 amino acids. Gene Ontology annotation, molecular function: nucleic acid binding. Lineage: Eukaryota; Fungi; Ascomycota; Eurotiomycetes; Onygenales; Arthrodermataceae. The record is from RefSeq and is a predicted model, not a curated record.
AUGGCUUCCGAUGACGAAGAAUACACUGUACAGCAGGCCUUUGGUGCCGGUAUAAAACGGAAACGCGUUCCGUUUGUUCCAUCCAAGGACACAAGUACCCUCUCAACAACAUCCGCUCCUGUCACAGUUUCUUCCUCGCCUGCCCCCGGAGCAUCCUCUAUAGCGGAAAAAUACCUAUCGAUCGUACUCCCGUCGAGCAGUCGGUCGGAUACUGACUUACUAAAUAAUGUUUCCACGGAUACAGAAACAUGUGAGGUUUGCCGUCUGCCGUUAAAGGGUGCCUCUAAGCGUCUGAAGCAGAAUGAUGAAAAAGAGCUCCCGGUUUCAACCAGCGAGCCGUCUAACCCUGUGCCACAUGAGGCUUCUCUGGCUCACCAAGUGUGUCUUCCACACUCACACCCACCAUCUGCCAUUGACCGGAUGGGGAAAGGCUACAGAUACCUCUCCUCAUAUGGCUGGGACCCUGAUUCUCGCACUGGCCUAGGGCCUACAGGUUCGGGUAUUCAGAUCCCACUUAAGCCUAAAAUAAAAAACGACACUGUUGGAUUAGGAGUAGGCUCUUGGAAAGAUGAAAUAGAGAAUGUAGGAGGGAAGCGGCACGAACGAAGACUGAAGCAGUUGCGGGAAAGGGAGGAGGCCAAUAGGGUAAAAAAUACACCCAAGCUAAAUGCAAAACAAGCUCGGCUACAGGAAGAAGCGAGAAAGAAGCAAGGGGAUCGACUACGGGAUGUUUUCUACCGAAGUGAGGACAUGGAAAAAUAUUUAGGAAGUUGA